UCCGGUUCGCAUUCCUGGUGCGAACGCGGCAUCGGCCAGUUCGCCAUCCGAACACUGAGCACGAUUGUAUACGCGGGAAACGUCGUCGUCGCCCGAGAAAAUACGUCGCAGUUUUGAUACGUUUCGGCGCCCGCUGUAUAUUUAUUAUUUCGCGCGCGCUCGCCGUACCGCUGCGUCAUUAUCGCGCUUCGCAACGCGAAAUGGAGUCCUGAACCGAGUUCCGCGUGUGAUUCUGUGCGAAUAUACAUCAAAACAUAUCGAUAUACAUCCCCUAUACACAAGCCCUUUACAAUGUGGAGCCCGGGCCUCGUAAUGCCGACUAGUGCGUUUUUACAGUGAUUUUUCGCGCGUAUAUUUACAUUUUCCCGUAUAUACGUCCUAGAGAGCGAGUAUAUAUGAACGGGCCGUACUCGGACUACAGUCCGCUGAUGAACAAGAUGAACCUGAACAUCAUGGAGCCGCUGGCGGAGGUGGGGGACGGGGGAUUCGAGCCCCAAACGAGGGCCAGGUCCAACACGUGGCCCCUGCCACGGCCCGAGAAUUUCGUGGACCCGAGCGAGGAGGGGGCGCAAGGAGGCGCGGCCGUGGCCGCGGGCAACAAGUGUCCCGUGCCGGUACCAAUAUCGGGUUUGCCAACCAAAAAGAACUCUAGUCGUCGGAACGCUUGGGGCAACCUGUCAUACGCCGACCUCAUCACUCAAGCCAUCACAACCUCACCGGAUAAACGACUCACGCUGUCGCAGAUCUACGAAUGGAUGGUGCAGAACGUGCCUUAUUUCAAGGACAAGGGCGACAGCAACAGUUCAGCAGGAUGGAAGAAUUCGAUAAGACACAAUUUGUCGCUGCACAACCGUUUCAUGAGGGUCCAGAACGAGGGCACGGGCAAAUCGUCAUGGUGGAUGAUCAAUCCGGACGCGAAGCCUGGAAAAUCGGUGAGACGCAGAGCGGCCUCCAUGGAAACGAGUAAAUUUGAAAAAAGAAGAGGGAGGGUGAAAAAGAAAGUGGAAAUGAUGAGAAACGGCGCCUUACCAGAUCAACCUCCAAGUCCUAGUUCUUCAGUUUCGGAAAGCUUAGAUCUGUUUCCAGAUUCGCCACUGCACAGUUCCGGUGGUUUCCAACUUAGUCCUGAAUCAAGGCCCAGGGCUUUUUCAAAUCCAUCAGUUUUUAGCGGUGGUGGAUUCCAAUUGAGCCCAGACUUUCGACCUAGGACAUCUUCCCAGUCGUCUGCCAGGUUAUCCCCCAUUCCAGCCGUUGGGGUUGAGCCUGAAUGGGGUUCAGGGUUCAACGGCAGUAGUUUUAACGAAGGAGAUAUGGUUAAUGGCACUCCCGCAGCUUCUAACACUGGCAACUAUUCCCCCGAUCAAUUGGCAGGAAAUCUGGAACAGAGGAUGAAGCUACAGAAUGACGCCUACAUAGGGUACCUGAACGAACAAACCGCCCAGACGCAACCUCCGCCAUCUUACAACUCCACAAUAUACAACGAACAAUUCCAAAAUCGAGAAUUCCACACGAUGUCGGCAACGUCGCCGUUUGCGUGUCCACUGCACCGGAUGCAACAGUGCAAUUGCAUGCCAGCCUGUGUCAAAGUAGAGAGGAUGUCACCUACGGGGAUGUCACCUUCCUAUCCACACUCAGAACCAUCGCCUGAUCCACUCAGCAGUCAUCAGUUCAUGGGCGCCAGAUUACCCCCCAGGCCACCCUCUUCUAGUCCUCCUUUAACCCCCCAGAGCCAGGGCACGCCCUCUACCAUGAUGGGUCAGUACAUUGGCGCCCUCAACGUCAGCGACGAUCUCAACAUCAACGUGGAAUCAUUACAGGGAGGCUUCGAUUGUAACGUUGAUGACAUCAUUCAGCAAGAACUCAACGCCGAGGGCUGUUUGGACUUUAAUUUCGGCGGCCAGCAACAGACGAUGGCCCAACAGGGACUGGUAACAGAGUCUUCGAUAUCCCUACAGACCGGUCCUCCACCUGCCUACUCCCAAGCUGUCGUCACUACACCAUCCUGGGUCUCGUAACGGUUCCAUAGAGUGUUGAUAGAUCAACCUAGAAGAAGUAAAUUGCUACUGUGUCACCGCUAUUAAGAAGAAAAAAAAAACAACCGAAGCCAACCAUAACUAAAUCGUAUUGUUAGUUGUUUUUUACUGCAAAAAUAUAACAGUCGAUCGGUAUAUGUAUAAUCGUAGCAAUUCGUAGAGCAUCAAGAACAAAAAGGUAUAUUCCUCUAUAGCGAACUAAGCCAAAAGAAGAAAGAAACAACAAUUACAAAUGUAACAAAAAAAA
Molecule: messenger RNA, 2280 nt
Organism: Sitophilus oryzae (rice weevil)
Lineage: Eukaryota; Metazoa; Arthropoda; Insecta; Coleoptera; Curculionidae
Gene: foxo
Product: forkhead box protein O
Exons: 10
Coding region: 396-2015 (539 amino acids)
Biological process (GO): regulation of transcription by RNA polymerase II
Cellular component (GO): nucleus
Molecular function (GO): DNA-binding transcription factor activity, RNA polymerase II-specific; RNA polymerase II cis-regulatory region sequence-specific DNA binding
Source: RefSeq, a predicted model, not a curated record